Molecule: messenger RNA, 2451 nt
Organism: Aspergillus uvarum CBS 121591
Lineage: Eukaryota; Fungi; Ascomycota; Eurotiomycetes; Eurotiales; Aspergillaceae
Product: tRNA lysidine(34) synthetase
Exons: 2
Coding region: 31-2232 (733 amino acids)
Biological process (GO): tRNA processing
Molecular function (GO): ATP binding; ligase activity, forming carbon-nitrogen bonds
Source: RefSeq, a predicted model, not a curated record
CGACCUUACUGUUUGGUCCCCUGGCCAGCCAUGGCCAUUUCCGACCUGCUGCACCCCAAGAAACCCACCGCAGUACCCGUCUCGCAGUUUGUGAACGCGUUCCAGCAAAUAUGGCGCGACUCGAGGAUGGGCGGGGGCCCGCGAGCGCCGGAUCCCCGUGCCCGGUUCCCCUCGCGACUGGGCCUCGCCAUCAGCGGCGGCGCCGACAGCAUGGCCCUAGCCUACCUCUGCCGCGAGUGGGAGAAAUCCACCAGCACCGGCGGUAGCACCGGAAUACAACUAACAGCCUUCAUCAUCGACCACCGCGCGCGCGCCGAGAGCGCCCACGAGGCCGCCACCGUCGCCGCCUGGCUCGCCGCCCUCGGCAUCACGACCCAAAUCCUCCCGCUCGACUGGUCCGCCCUGACCACGACUCCCCACACCCUGCCGGCCUUCGAAACCCACGCCCGCCGCCUCCGCUUCCAGGCCCUGGGCCGCGCCUGCCGCGCCGCGGGCAUCGACGCCCUCCUGACGGGCCACCACCGCGACGACGCCGUCGAGACGACGCUGUGGCGGCUGUGCACGGGCGCGCGCGGCGCCGGGCUCGCGGGGAUCCCGGGCUGCUCGGGGGUCCCCGAGUGUCAUGGGGUGUUUGGGGUGAGUGGGAGUCGGGGGGUGGGGUUUGUGAAAUCUUCCUAUCGCCCCCGUCUCCGGGUUGACCCCGACCACCACCACCACCACCACCAGCAGCAGCAGCAGCAGCCGCAGCAUCCCCAGGCGGCAAUGGCGGCAAUGGCCACAGGGACCCUCCCGAUCAUCCGCCCGCUCCUCGGCUUCCCGAAAUCCGAUCUGCUGGCGACCUGUGCCGUCCACGGGGUGCCGUUCGUCUCCGACCCGACGAAUUUCGAUCCGACGCUGACGCCCCGGAAUGCGAUUCGGAGGUUGUUAGCUGAACAGAGAUUGCCGCGGGCGUUGCGGGGGGAGUCGGUCCUGGGGUUGGUGGGGGCGAGUCAACGGCUCAUUAGACGGGCGGAGGAGGCGGCGGAGAGGGUGUUGGGGGAGUGUCGGGUUGGGGGGUUCGUGCCGGAGACGGGGGUGGUGGGGGUGCGGUUUGCUGCUGCUGCUGCUGCUUCUUCGGGUGAGCGUGAGCGUGAGGGUGAGCGUGGUUCUGUCGAUCAAGGUGGAAUGCGUGGGAACGGUGUGCACCACACCCAGAUCCAGGCCCUCGCUCUCCGCCGCAUCACGGAGCUCGUCGCCCCGUUCCCGGACAAUCACUUCCCGCUGCGCGCGUUCGAGGGGUUUGUGGCGAGGGUGUUUCAGGGGCAGCAGCCGGAGCAGUCCUUCACGCUAGGCGGCGUCCUGUUCCAGCCUUUGUCGUUGGCCCCGAAAAAGAAGGGCGAGGAGAGUAUAUUCCAGAGCCCUGCUGCAGCUCCCACUCACCACCUAAACAGCACCCAGAAAACAUGGCUCCUCUCCCGCCAACCGUACAUGAAGAACCGGCUCCCGGAGUUGGAUAUCCACCUCGACUGCACGGAGGGAUCUGUUACCUCUACUGAACGGAAAGAGCCGGAGCAAGAACAAUGGCACCUCUGGGAUAACAGAUACUGGUUCCGCGUGGGCUGGACCAGCAGCAGCACCACCACCACCACCAGCAAGCAAUCACAACCACUACCAUCAAAUCCCAACCCCAACCCCAAUCCCAAACCACACCAAAGAAUCCACCUCCGCAUCCGCCCCCUCCACAAAUCAGACCUCAACCACCUCCGCCAGUGCCAGUCCAAUGCGAACCCAAACCAACACCAACACCCACACGCGAAGGAACCCCGAACAGGAACGCAAACCCAUAGCCAUCGCGAGCGUGAUAGCGAUAGUGCACCCGCCGCCACCAACCAGAAAAGAGAACUCACAGACCCCAAAGCCCUCACCCGCCUCCUGGCACAGGUCAGCCCCGGCCGCACCCGGUUCACGGUGCCGGUGUUAGUGCUUGUUCGGCGGCGGCAGCAGCAGCAGCAGCAGCAACAGGGCCGGAAAGCAGAGCGGGGGGUGAAGGUAGAAGCAGAAGCAGAAGCAGCAGAGGCAGCAACGGAAGAAGAAGAAAUCCCCCUCGCGCUCCCCACGCUGGAUCUGUGGCUUCCUUCUUCGCUCCCUUUCCGACACGACCCGGAAUGGCUGGGUGGGAAGAGUUUGAGCUGGGCAUGGCGGUAUAAAAUGGUGGAUCGGAACACGCUGAGGCUGAUGGGUUGGGAGGAGUAGUCACCUUACCUACUACUGGACGGCAUAUACUGCACACACUGCAUAUCAUGUGGACACCGCCAAGUCCACUCAACCCAGUAACUUACUAUUUCCUACCAACUACGCCCACGAAGUAUCAUCACGUUAUCUGACGCAUCUCUUCUCGAUCAGAAGCCUACCGACCGUCCUCUGUCAGGAGCUAGAGCUUAAUCGAACUACAUAUACAAUGCACAAGAAAGG